This is a messenger RNA of Planococcus citri (citrus mealybug), 7303 nucleotides long. RefSeq names its product centrosomal and chromosomal factor-like. The record is from RefSeq and is a predicted model, not a curated record. The transcript has 2 exons. NCBI's taxonomy places the organism in Eukaryota, Metazoa, Arthropoda, Insecta, Hemiptera, Pseudococcidae. The coding region runs from base 391 to 2130 and encodes 579 amino acids.
UUGUUCGUUUCGUUUUUUCGUUAGUUCUGGCGCGGCGAUGGUAACUGUGUGUACGUGUCGACGAUGUCUCGUAAUUUGUAUAAUAUUAUUUUCAUAAAUCGUUUACGUUGUUUUUUCUACGCUGUUAAUUUAUAAUAAUAAAUUCGUAAAUAUUCGAUCGGUGAAUGGUGCUGUGACGAGAUAUUGUUUUAUUUAUUCGUAUUUUUUAGCGUAAAUUGAUAAUAAUAAUAAUAUUGUAAGAUCGUGUGUUGUAUUCUUUCUUCGUAUUUCGUAUUUCGUUUCUCGUUUGUGUGGUUGUUCGUGGUUUGUGUGUGUGUACGUGUGUUUCGAGCAGAUCCAAGUGAAGAAUAAUAACGACGAAAAAAAUUGAGAAAGGCGAAGAUUGCAGCGAUGGCGAUGGCCGUAGUGAAUAGUAAUUUUCCAUAUUUCAAUUUACCCAGCAAUGGCGUCAUCGGUGGCGGCGUCGGCGGCGGUAAUAGCACCGGCGGUGGUCAUCAAAACAAUAGUUGUGCCAGUGUCAGUAUGAAUAGCGGUGGUCGAACGUUGAUAUCGAGCAAUUUGAAAGAUUUCACGAAACCGUUACACGUCGACUGUAGCGUGGAAUACGAGCUGCCGAAUUCGGCGAAGCCGCCGAUCGGUACGAAAAACGAGCCUUUGUUAAUGAUCCAUCCGUCGUAUUACAGACGCGAAGAAAGCCAAAAUCGUAGUCCGUUUAUUAAUAAUUUACCUCAAAGGAUAACCAACUACAUGAGCAGCGGCAGCCAAAGCACCAGCAGUCAAGGCAGCAGCAGUAGCAGCAGCCGACAGCAACGUUCGCAAAUGCGAGCUUUGGCGGCGGCGGCGGCCGCAGCUGCGGCGUAUUCUCAGCCAGCGGUGGCGGUGGCCAAAACAGCGGCUUCAUCUCAUUCUCAGCAGCAAAUGACGUCGUGUAAUUCGAAAUCGGCCACCGGUAUCGGCGGCAGACCGCCUUUAAUAUGUUCUUCAAACGAGGCUGUGAAUUGUAACACCGAUCGAGGUAUAUUUAGAAGGAGCCCGAUGACUGCAGCCGCCAAUUCGGCCGACUUAAGCUUACAUAGUGAUAUUCAAACCGUAGUACCCGAUGCCAGAUUUUUAACUGUGAUGAAGGAUAAUAAAUCGUUCAUAACAGAUAUUUUACCUUCAGUAUGUCAAGAAGUCAACAACAACACCAGCAGCAACAACAGUAUCAGCAACAGUAGCAGCAACAACAACCACCACAACAAUUCUAGCGUAUCAGCAAAAACGUUGAGUAGUAAUGGCGGCGCUGCUUCUUCGAUAGCUUCAUCUGGCGGUGGCGUAAUUAGUCGAAAGCAACGUUCAAUGGCGGCGUUGGCCGGUCACCAGCAACACCAACAGCAACAACCAGCGGUUGGCGUAGCGGCUGUGGCACCAUCGGCGGUCGCCUGCUCCGGCUGCAAUCCGUGCAUGGAAGGCGACCCAUGCUCCGGCUACAUGCUGUCUUCAUCUUCGGCAGCGGCUGUCUCGCAGCAUCAUCGUCAUCGAAUGCAGCAACAACCCUGGUCCGGUAUGACGGCUCCGCAAUUCGCCGCCUUCCCGACUACAUCAGGCGGCGGUAAGUUGCGCAAGAGCACGAUGGACUCGCCGGCAGCGGCCGCUCCGGCAUCUGUUGUGGGGUCGAAUACCUCGCUGACGCAGAAACGUACCACGCCAUGGCCACCCAAUGAAACCAACAUGAAUGCCGCCAAGCGAAGUAAACUCUCCAUGGUAAGCGAUCACCACAACCAUCAUCAUCAUAAUAAUAAUAAUCAUAAAUCCAAUACGGCGGCCGCCGCUGCUGCUGCUGCUGCAGCUGCCGCAGCAGCGGCCGCAGCCGCAGCGGCCAGCACUAAUUUGUAUUCGGCUUCGGCGGCCGCUAAUUUCACUCAAUGGUGUAAUAACAUUUUACCAAAUUAUUCGGCGACUACGGCUGCUGCGGCCAAUGCUACGCCCGCCGUCGCAGCCACCGCCGCCGCGUCCGCCGCUGACUGCUGUAAGGUUUGCCAGCAGCAGCAGUGGAAUUACACGAGUCAUUGUCGGGCGGCCAGCGCCGCUAAUACCGCCUCCAGUAUUAUAUGGAAUAAUGAAAAUAUGCUUAGGUUAUUUCAAGUCUGAUGUUUAUUUUUAAAACGCGUUAUUUCGAUGAUUAUUAUUACUAUUAUUUAUACGAUUAGUACCUACUAUUUCUUGUUUUUCGCCCUGUUUACUCUUGUCUCGUCUUUUUCCUUGUUUCGUUUUAUUUUUCGAGUGCGUUUUUCUUCUUUUUUUGACGGAAUUAGUCUUUGUUUUUCGUUUACGAACUUGAGGUUUUUUCGUGUCGUUUUUUGAAAACUUGUAUUAAGGAGAUCUCGAAUCUCAAAGAUUUGGGUAUCGAAACUUUCAAAAAAAAAAAAAAAAAAAAAGUUACAAAUGAGUUCAGAAUUUAAAAACAAUUUCGGUUAUCAAAAUUUACCUAAUUCGAGUUCAAAAAUUGAAAAAAAAACCUACAAUGCUGCAAAAUAUCGAUAUUUUUUAUUAGUGGGUAAUUUAAAAAUCGAAAAGUCAUCGACGAGAAACGAUUUCGUACCCACAAUACAUUGACUGACGAUUCGAAUCGAUAAAUGAUCGAUAAUGAAAAAAAAAAAAAUGAAAAAAUUUGUGAAAAGUAUAAUGAGGUAUAUGAUAUCCGAUUACUUGAUUACUAUACUUGAUUAUUUUUAUGUACUACGUAUUUAUAAUACAAACAUAUACACUGUAGUUACCUAGAACAUGUUUUUGUUUUGUGAUAAAUUUAUGCCAGCUUCGAGUUAGCUGCGUUUCUGUACAUGUACAGUGUUUGUACGAUAAUUUAUAAUUAUUAAUUAAUUACUCGUGUGUAUUUAAGAGACGAACGUAUUUAAUUCGGAUAUAGGUAAUUUUAGCGUAAUACCAGGUAUCUACUUUUUUUUUAUUACUAUAUUUUUUUUUUGUACGACAAAACGAGAGAGAAGAUUAUGAUUUUUCCUUUUUCCUCCUCCUUUUUUUUUUGUACAGUAUUGUGAUUUAGAUGUACAAAGCUUGAAUUUUUUCCAGUCAUAUGUUGUAUACGUGAAAUCGUUUACUUUCCUUAUUUCGUAUUUUUUUUUUUUUUUUUGUCUUAUUCGCCAAAUUAGUCUUACAGUUAGAUAAGUUAUUGUGCCUAAAUAAGUUGACGUUUUGGUCUGGAUUGUCAACCAUUCAGUCCUAUUCCCCCCCCCCCCCCCCCCCCACUCCUCCAUUUGAACUCUCAACCUCUCAAAUCUUUUUUCCAAGUUUUUUUUUUUUUUUUUUUUUUGAAAACAGUUUUUGUUCAAGUUAUGACAACAAGUUUUUCAAAAUUUGAAUUUUUCUAUUUUUUUUUUUUUUUUUUUUUUUUUGAAAUGUAGGUAACUCUUGAAUGUUGGAAGUUUUUUAAAAUCAAAUUUGCCAAUUUUUUUUCUUAGAAAUCUGACAAGUCUGUUUUUCUAUCUUUUGAUUAUUUUUCCAAAAUAAUUCUUGCCCAAAAAUUUUAACUAAAAUUUGCCAAUUUUUUUCAAAUUUGACAGUUACAAUUUUAAUUUAAAAAUUCAUCAAUGUUUUCUCAAUUCGAAGUUUUUCUUACAAAAAUUGGUAGUCUUUUCUUCUUAUUUCACUUUUUUUUUCAAAAUUUUUGAAAUAGUUGUCAAAAAAUCCAAUUUUUUGAAAAAGUUGUCAAAAAAAAGUCCAUUUUGAAAAAGUUGUCAAAAAGUAUCAAUUCUUGAUGAGUACGAUUAUCAAACAAUCUCAAUUUUUGAAAAAGUUGUCUAGAAAGUUCAAUUUUUGAUACAAUUGUCAAAAAAAGCCAAUUUUUGAAAAAAUUGUCGAAAAAUCUAAUUUUCAAAAAAAAAGGUUGUCAAAAAAUGUCAACUUUGAAAAAGUUGUCAAAAAUGUCAAUUUUUGAAAAAAGUGUCAAAAAAUAUCAAGUUUUAAAAAAGUUGUCAAAAAAUGUCUAUUCUUAAAAAAGUUGUCUAAAAAUAUAAAUUCUGAAAAAGUUGUCAAAAAGUAUCAAUUUUUGAAACGGUUAUCAAAAAAAUCACAAUUUUUAAAAAAGGUUGUGAAAAAACUGUGAAUUUUCAAAAAAGGUUGUCAAAAAAUGUCAAUUUUUGAUACAAUUUUGUCAAAAAAUAUCAAGUUCAUAAAAAGUUGUCCAAAAAUGUCGAUUCUUGAAAAAGUUGUCUAAAAAUGCAAAUUCUGAAAAAGUUGUCAAAAAGUUUCAAUUUUUGAUAUGAUUAUCAAAAAAUCGCAAUUUUUAAAAAAGAUUGUGAAAAAACAUGAACUUUUGAAAAAGUUGUCUAGAAAGUUCAAUUUUUUAUACAAUUGUCAAAAAUGCCAAUUUUUGAAAAAGUUGUCAAAAAGUGUUAAUUUUCAAAAAAGGUCAUCAAAAAAUCUAAUUUUCAAAAAAUGUCAAUUUUUGAUACAAUUUUGUCAAAAAAUAUAAAGUUCUAAAAAAGUUGUCUAAAAAUUUCGAUUCUCAAAAAAGUUGUCUAAAAAUGCCAAUUCUGAAAAAGUUGUCAAAAAGUUUCAAUUUUUGAUAUGAUUAUCAAAAAAUCACAAUUUUUAAAAAAGGUUGUGAAAAAAACAUGAAUUUUUGAAAAAGAUGUCUAGAAAGUUCAAUUGAUUAUACAAUUGUCAAAAAUGUCAAUUUUUGAAAAAGUCGUCAAAAAAUCUAAUUUUCAAAAAAGGUUGUCAAAAAAUGUCAAUUUUUGAUACAAUUUUGUCGAAAAAUAUCAAGUUCAAAAAAAGUUGUCCAAAUAUGUCGAUUCUUGAAAAAGUUGUCUAAAAAUGCCAAUUCUGAAAAAGUUGUCAAAAAGUUUCAAUUUUUGAUAUGAUUAUCAAAAAAUCACAAUUUUUAAAAAAGAUUGCGAAAAAACAUGAAUUUUUGAAAAAGUUGUCUAGAAAGUUCAAUUUUUGAUACAAUUGUCAAAAAUGUCAAUUUUUGAAAAAGUUGUCAAAAAGUGUUAAUUUUCAAAAAAGGUCAUCAAAAAAUCUAAUUUUCAAAAAAGGUUGUCAAAAAAUGUCAAUUUUUGAAAAAGUUGUCAAAAAAUAUCAAGUUUUAAAAAAGUUGUCAAAAAAUAUCAAUUUUUAAAAGAGGUUGUCAAAAAUUGUCAAUAUCGAAGAAGUUUGUCAAAAAAUGUGAAUAUUUUGACAAUUUUAUUUUAUACCUAAUUGGCAAGUUUUUCCUCCAAAAUUCAGUUGUUUUUUCCCUAUUUGGCAAAUUUUUGAAAAGAGUUACUUAUUCGAUUUUUUUCCAAGUUUCAAAUUUCGGUUGACAAUUCACGACUUGACGUUUGUUUGUCUUUGUAUUUUUGUAGAUGCGUGAUUGUGUGCGUUUGUAGUAGCUGUAGGUACUUGGAUUAUUAUUCGUACUAAUUAUUACUCUACAAAACUACACAUGCACGUAAUAAUAUUUCACCCUCGUUAAUGUGAUAUACUAUACCUGUAAUUAUUACCUAUGUAUCGAACUAUAACGGAAAAAUAUUCGGUAAAUUUUUCAUUUUUGACUGUAAGAUGCUCGUUUCCGGUACAGUGCGCAUGCGCCUAUGUUCUAGUCCACGAGUCUUUUCUUUUCUUCUUUUUUUUUCGCUUUCUUUCUUUUAUUCCUUUUCUUGUAAUAUUUUUUGCGAUCGAGCACGAUGAAGCGCACCCUUGUACAAUGUACACUAUAUAAAUGUACUUCUUCGUGAUUGAAUAGUUACCGAAGAAAUUUCAUCGAGAGUCGAACGAGGAAUGAAAUACGUCAGAAUAUAAUACGUAGACAUACGUACCUCUCUGCUUCCUUCUUCAUUCGCUCGCGCGGUCACGUAUCGAAAAAUCGUAUUUCAACCCCCUUUGUAUACUUACUGGGGGUAACCUGGUUCUUUUGAGACGUGUGUAUUGUACGUACUACCAGCAGCAGCGAAUGAAGCAGAAAGACAGAUAGCGAUAGAGGUAGAGACUAGAGAGAGAGAGAGAGAAAAAUUCAACAUGGUGAAAGACGCGACGGAAACGAGCACAGCUUCAAUUUUUUUUCUUCUUUUUUUUUCCUCUCUGGAUGAAAAGGGUAAUUCGUUGUAAGCCUGUGCCUAUGCUCCCCUUCCCCUCCGACACGUUUUCACCCCUGGCCCUGCGUUUUGUAUAAGGCGACAUUUUUGAUUUUUACUACGGGAAUGGCUGUACUAUUUCAUUUUUUUUUCUACCUCGGCGUGAAAGCUUUUUUAUAUCGUACUUUUACGUCGUUGUUUUGAUUUUCUAGUUCGCCGUGAUUUCGAUGGUAUCGCGACCCAAGCAGAUUGAGAUAUCCUUCGACGUGCUUUACAUUCCAAAAAAGAAAAAAGUUGGAAAUUUUUUCAUUAACAACCCAGCGAAUGAAAGAAUGCGAAAACUGAGUACUAUAUAGUGGUAGAAGCCGUAUUGUGUUCAUUCUUCGAGAAUAAUACGAAAAAUAUACGCAAAUUGAUCGGUCGGUCGGUACAAAGUACGAACCCCUUUAUUUAUUUUAUUUUCAUUUUUUUUUCGAUUUUUGUUUACGUACCCAAGAUAAAUAAUACAUAUCUCGAAUUUGUUGUUAAGAAAAAAAUGUUCCCCUCUCGACUGUACGUUAUUCAAAAUAUUUUUGGGCUUUCAUAUAGACUGUUGAAAAAAAAAUCGAUUCGUUAAUACGUUAUUUGUAGUGUAGAGCUGCGUAUUAAGCGUCGAAAAUUCUACGUAGGUGGUUUCCCCCUUCCCUUUUUUGGGGGUAUAUCUUCUUAUACUUAUAAGAUGAUGUGUAAUUUAUCGCUUACCUUACGGCGUUUUGUUUUCUUUCUUUUCCGCUGUUUGUUUUCAUUUUUUUCGUUUUUUUCUGUCUCUCUCUCUCUCUAUCUGUUUCUCUUUCGUUGUCAUUGAUUUAUGAUUAUUUAUUUAUGUACACGUAAAUGCGAAUGCGAAUGCGAAUGCGAAAUUUUGUGUAACGGAUAGAAAAACUUUGUGCGGAUAAAUCGUAAGCAAAAAAUGUACAGUAAUUGGCGCGCCACGGCGGCGUGCUCCUGUUUUCUCAAUGCGUGUAUGUGUGUGUGUGUAUUCCUCUUCUUUUUAUUUUUAAUGUCUGUGAUAAUUAAUCUAUUUUGCCGUGUUUAUUUAAGAUUUACUAUUGUACUGUAUAAUCAUGAUAUAUAUAAUACGUAUAUAUAUUUAUGAUAAAAAAAAGUCGAAGAUGCGAGAAAAAGUCAAAAAAAUGUACGCGAAUAUUAUUAAAUAUUCAUUAUAUAAUAUUUACCUAUCAUCAAAUUCCUUUAAAUAAAGUUUCUGCAACGUC